CGAAUAAUCAUUCAAUCCGUUUCAUAUUUAAUUUAAAAUGCCUAAACAUAAUUUAUCACGUCGAUACGAUCGAUCACUUGCAGCAAGAAACGAUAAAUGGGACAAGCUAUUUUGUGACCUUUUUUGGUCCCCAUUCGAAACCAAAGCGCGUCGAGUCAACACUCGAAGUGGCUUUGUAUCUUACUGCGCUGAAAGUACUGAUACUGAAAGUGAAGAUGAUGACGUCUCAAUCGAGCUAAGCGCAACUUCCGUAUCGUCUUCCAAAGUCCCACUACCCCCGACGGACCCUCAACCUUCCCGACCCAGGUGCCACCCCUGUCGGUCUUGCGCCAAAAGCUUCCGCUUCCGGUACCAGCGGCGCAACCACGAAGUCGUCCACUCCGCCGAACGGCCCUGGCCCUGCAACUGUGGCAAGUGCUUCAAGUCGGCCCUGGCCCUGCACAUGCACCGCAAGCGAACCGGCCACCACAACUGGACGGUGAGCUGUCCCCGGUGUGGCCAGUGCUUCGCCAAGACCAGCGACAUGAAGCGCCAUAAUGCGAGCGCUUGUGCCAAGUUUCAGGCCAAGAAGGGGGUUUAGAAACUGAUGUAGCAUGAGAUACUUGUU
Molecule: messenger RNA, 607 nt
Organism: Culex quinquefasciatus (southern house mosquito)
Lineage: Eukaryota; Metazoa; Arthropoda; Insecta; Diptera; Culicidae
Product: zinc finger protein 311
Exons: 3
Coding region: 38-580 (180 amino acids)
Biological process (GO): regulation of transcription by RNA polymerase II
Cellular component (GO): nucleus
Molecular function (GO): RNA polymerase II cis-regulatory region sequence-specific DNA binding; DNA-binding transcription activator activity, RNA polymerase II-specific
Source: RefSeq, a predicted model, not a curated record